AUGGCUCGGAUUUUUUGUUUUCUCCUGUUUGUGUGGCUGGUGUCUGCUGACCAGGAAGAAGGUGGCAAGUGUGAGAGGAUCAAGCUACCACUAUGCCAGGAUUUGGGAUACAAUUGGACUGCGAUGCCGAACUUAAUGGGACAUAAAGAUCAAAAGGAAGCUGAAGAAGCGAUGGUUUCGUUUGCGGGUAUCCUGUCAAGCGGUUGUUCGCAACACGCUCGCUUCCUGCUCUGCUCUGCCUUCGCGCCUCUGUGCUCGGAGGAAGUGUCAGGAUCAGUGAGCGCCUGCAGAGCGCUCUGUGAGAGCGUCGUCGACGAUUGCAAGGAACAAUUGAAGGUGAUGCUCCCCACCGUCAUGCUUGACUGCUCAGCGUUUCCUCUACGAGCAGAUCGAAGACUGUGCAUGAGACCACCGAAUGCCAGCGAAUUGGAGCCCGAACCUCCACCACCAGCCCGCUGGCCGUUCCAUGACCAUGACAUAAGUGAGCAUGGCUGUCCUCCUGCGCAUACAAGAGCGCCAACAGGAGAAUGCUGGCCGGCGUGUGGUCAACACGCCAGGUAUAGCCAAAAUGAUAAGAGGAAGGCAGAGAUCUGGAUGAACACACUAGCAUGGUUCUCCUUACUAUCUACAUCAUUCGCUUUGCUGACGUUCUGCGCGGAACCUUCAAGAUAUAGAUACCCGGAGCGGCCCGUGGUGUGGAUGGCAGCGUGCCAUGCAAUAGUAGCGCUGGCACAUGUGACGAGAGGUUGGCUGGGAUCCAAAAUGGUGUCCUGUGCCGGUAGUACGUUAGCUGUGGACGGCCUAGCAUCGCCGACCUGCGUAGCAUUUUUUUCACUAACUUAUUACUUCACACUGGCAGCUGAUGCGUGGUUUGCAAAUGCCUGCGUCGCAUGGUAUCUUACCGCCGCUAGUGAAUGGUCAACGGAAGCACUAGAACGUGCAGCGGCAUACCUUCAUGCUGUUUCCUGGGGCUGGGCAGGAGCCUGGACUGCCGCAGCUUUAGCAUUGCGAAGAGUAACGGCUGAUGAAUUGACUGGAACGUGCGGGAUUUCUGACGCGGCUGCGGCCGCGUUGGUUGGCGUGCCUCGAGGCGCUCUGCUCGUGACAUCAGUGGCUUUGGCAAUAGGCGCGUGCCCUGGCAUUAUGAGGGUGCGUCGAGCGUUGGAUUCCCGUGGAGCUAAACGAGUUGGCAGAUUGGCAGCACGCGCGGCUGCUGCUGGGCUCUUGUACUUUAUCCUAGCUGCUUUAGCUACAGGAGCGAAAGUAAUUGAAGCUCAAAUGAAAGAAAUCAAUUCAGAUCAGUCAAGUUUUAAAUUACUGUUAGCGUUAAACGCUGGGAAAGUAGAACAAGGUGUGGGCGCCAGUGGAGUGUCAGUGUGUUUGUGGUUAUCUUGUGGGAUCGCGGCUGGGGUGUGGGCAUGGUCAAGGAAAUCGGCAGCAGUGUGGCGCCGGGCGUUAUGUCCCCCACGAAAGGCUCCGUGUUGUGCCCCUCCGUUGCUGAGGUCCCCCCACCCGUACUACAAAAGACCGUUACACGUGUCACGCGUAUGA
This is a messenger RNA of Arctia plantaginis, 1551 nucleotides long. The record is from the annotation of a GenBank genome assembly. Lineage: Eukaryota; Metazoa; Arthropoda; Insecta; Lepidoptera; Erebidae.